Mus caroli (Ryukyu mouse) is the source of this 2343-nucleotide messenger RNA. Lineage: Eukaryota; Metazoa; Chordata; Mammalia; Rodentia; Muridae. The record is from RefSeq and is a predicted model, not a curated record.
CCUAAUAGUUCCCUGCCUAACAGGUUCUACUUAGCAUUGUCAAUCCGAACCCCAAAAUUCUGGUAGCUUUUUUUUGUUGGUUUUUGAAACGUCUCCAACGAUUGGUCAACAGCUUUUCACGUUAAAAACACAGAGGACACCACAGUUGCCUGCUGCUGGACUCUGGAAUGUUAGGCCAGUGGUUGCCAUAGCGACCGGGCGGCGAGGGAUAGAUUGACUAGUUAGGAACCAGUUCCUGUUAAGGGACCGGUCCUUGAGGUCUUGAGGAGGAUUCCGCGCACUCCAUGGGACACCCUCGGAGAUCUCCAUACGCCGGGAGAAGCUGACAGCAUUAGGUCACGCAAUGUAUCGCCAAGAACCUUCCCUGAACAUCAGGCCUUGGCUUCAUCUGAAUGGAAAGAAGAAAUGAUUUGAGUCCUAAGCAAACACUUUGAGGAUAAUGCCAGUACUAGGAAGUAAAAAGAGAAGCAGGGUCGACAAGAUGGCUCAGCAGUGCUUGCUGCCAAUCUGGUGACCUGAGUUCAAUUCCUGGGAACCAUACGGUGAAAGAAGAAAGUAUUUAGAAGGACGCGAGGCUGUGGUUCUCAAACAGACGGAACAUGUCCCAGAAAUUUGCUAACUUGGACACCGUUGUCCUGAGGGCAGACCUUGACAAACCUAAGAAGCACGCCGACAGAGUUCAGAAAGGUUUUACGGCUGCAUACCCAACUCAGUCCUCCAUCCCUUAUAGACACAGGACGUCAAUAAUCCCAGAAUCAGAAAAAAAGGGAUUUAACAGCCAAGCCAGGAGAUUUUAUAGCAUAAAGGAUGACAUCCCGGGCCCUGGGUUCUACAAUGUCAUCCACCAGUCUCCAGUGUUCAACAGUGCCUCUCUUUCCAAGAGAGGAACCUGCACUUUUCCCUCCACGUGUGCCCGGCUGGGCCCCAUCAUUUCUAAAAAUCCCGCUGCCAACGCGUAUACCAUCCGGCCAGACUUGGCUUCCAAGAAGGACUUCAGCAAUUCCUGUUCCAGCAUGUUCCAGCUGCCAAGCUUCAUGAAAGUGGAAAAAUCUGAAACCCCUGCCCCGAACCAUUACUAUGCCUCCAUCGCCUCCUGCAGACAGAAAAACAAUGUCUGCGCUCGAGCCGGGUUUCUAUCGAAAACGCCGAGAGGAUUCAUACCCUCGUCGGCAUCCGGAGGACCAGCACCAGGGCAUUACAAUGUCAACGAGUCCCUGGUGAGGCAAUCGCCAAAGUUCUUAAUGUCCUGCUUCAAAUCCAAAACUGGCCGUGGAUUAAAACCGACCUCAAUAGGCCCAGGACCUGGUUACUACAACCCGAAUGAUCAAACCAAGAUUCUGAAAAAAUCUUACUUCCCGAAAACUACACUCCUGAACUUUUCUGCCCAUCCUCUGCCCCUGCCCCCAAAGCCACCUCUGCCUGGUCCUGGUCAGUAUGAGAUCGUGAACUACGAGGGACCGCCGAAGCACUUCAUCUCCAGUGCAUCAUUUGUGUCCAACACCAGCCGGUGGCCGAUGAAGUCAUCCAAACCAAACCUUCCCGGCCCAGCCACGUACAAGCCGGAGAUUCCAGGGAAACAGUCUUUCCUCUACAACGAAGACAACAAAUGGGUCCCUGCGGUCUAGUGACACCACAGGAGCAGAGGGAGCGAGGCUCAGCCCGCCAGGCCCCCUGACCCUGCUCCUCAAGACAUCUAUCAACAGAACACCCAGCCCAGGGUCACAUACUGUCUGGAGCUGCCUUCUGGAGACUGGCCACCCCUGCCCCUCCCAUGGCUCCCCUCACCCACCCCAGCAGAGCUCUCUGGCUACCUCUGUGUCAGCCUCUAAGCUGGUUCUGAUUCUCCUUCCCAGAGAUCAGGACUUUUGGAGCACUGACUCUAAUGUGGAGCUCCAGUCUCCUGCUAAGGCAGCCUGUGGUCAAUUAGAAGCAAGUCAGCCAGGGUGCCGAGGCCCUGUCCUCCAGAUUGUCCUUGUCUUCUGGGUGGCAGGAAGGCUCAGCGGUGCCUGCAGCAGAGGCACCUCUGCCCGCAGUUAGGCCUUGUUAUUACACAGCAAGAACAUGGAAACUAGGCAUGAAUCACUCACCACACACAUCAGCAGGCUGGGCAGAGCCUCUAGCUGGAGCGAGAGGCAUGGCGCCACUGUCCCCAGGGCAUGGAGGACUUUUGGGUCCCUUGCCUUCAUGUUCUCACUUCCCAGUCACUUGCCUCUGCCCGGGUCUCUGUCACCUUCCUGCCUUCCCACUCAGAUUCUGGGUAGGGUAGGCAUCAGUUACUAAGUUGGACGGUGUCCCUGAGAGAUCAUGGCUUGUGGGAGAGCUGACCAAGAACAAAGAUGAAAU